This is a messenger RNA of Trachymyrmex cornetzi, 1452 nucleotides long. RefSeq lists its product as uncharacterized. NCBI's taxonomy places the organism in Eukaryota, Metazoa, Arthropoda, Insecta, Hymenoptera, Formicidae. The transcript has a single exon. Bases 1 to 1452 code for a protein of 483 amino acids. The record is from RefSeq and is a predicted model, not a curated record. Gene Ontology annotation, molecular function: oxidoreductase activity.
AUGAAAAUCACAAGCAGAGAAGCCGAUUUAUUCAUUGAAGAGAAUUUAUGGAAUGAUAAUGAUGAGCAUGCGAUAAAUGACGCCAUGCUCAAAAUAAAAAUCAGGGAAGAUAAAGAUAGCAGAUUCUCGAGCGACGUUGAUUCUUCUUUCGACAAUUCUGAUGAAUGGAAUAAUUUAUUGGACAAUCUCAUCAAUGAGCGCAAAACAUUCGUGACAAAAUGUAGACAAGAAUUCGACAACAGCAUGUUACCAGAAUACUUCGAUCGGUGGACAAUUAAACAGCAGUACGAUCACUUAAUAAGCAAUACCAGCAAAUAUUUCCCAAACAUACCCGAAUCUUUGAGGAACAUAUUGCCGGCAAUCUUCGAAAAUGGAGAUUGCAAUGAACGAAGAGGAAAUAUGAAACCGGAUUGGUUAAUAAUGGAUAAAUUUUAUCGCGGACAGCGCUUUGCCCAACGUUAUUUCAGCGUGAUUCUUAUGAGUCAAAUUAUGGGUUUAAUCCAGAUAUUUAGUUACUUUGACGCACUGAAACCGCUGAUCCUCAGUCAAGAGUCAAACACUCCGUACACAGCCUUUCUGCGAUACCUCAGGUCGAUCAAGACCUUCAGAAACUGGUACACGAGUGAUCCUUGGUGCCAAGGUACGCCAGCCUAUCGCGAUAUCCAGAGAGUGCGAAGAUUACACAGCGCCAUGAGAUCGAAAUUGUGCAAGAAAAGCUUCGAGGAGAUUGAUCGAGACAGUACGAUUCAAAAUGUAUGGUGUCCUAUCUUGGGAAAAGUCACGGAAGACUUCGCAGACACGUGCCCGAUGGCGAAGAGUCAAACUUGUCCUUAUACCAUGACAAGAACGACAAGUCUGAACCAAGGCGACAUGACGGGCACGCUGUUUAGUUGCGUGGGUUUGGUAGUGGUUUAUCCGGAGCGGUUUGGAAUAUAUGCUAGCGACGAAGAUCUGGAAGCUUUUUGCCACCUCUGGCGCGGUUUGGGGUACCUGCUGGGCAUAGAAGAUCAGUAUAACUUCUGUCGCGGUAAUUUACAGGAAAUACGCCAACGAAGUAAAGAUUUUAUUGAGCACUGGAUAAAACCGAAUUUCCGCGAGGUGACACCAGAGUGGGAGCACAUGACCAUGUGUGUUUUUAAAGGCAUAAGUUAUACGGAUUUUCCAUGCAACUACAAAGUGCAAAUACUUUAUCUCUGUGACAUAUUUGAACUCAAUAUGCCUCGCCUGUACGGGUCCUUCAAUCUAUUGGAGAAAAUAUGUUAUAUGCUGCAGAAAUUUAUAUUAUCUUACAUGAUAAAUAUACCUGGUGUCAACUCUAUCAUAAAUAAGGUGAUGAACGCGUGUCUAGAUCGGGCAACCGCCUUUAAAAGCGUCAAACAUGCCGAGCUCAAGAAAAAGUCCAAAAUGUUCGAGGAGUUUAAAUCGCUUAAAUUCGACAAUAAAACCUUAUAA